Molecule: messenger RNA, 2520 nt
Organism: Aphidius gifuensis
Lineage: Eukaryota; Metazoa; Arthropoda; Insecta; Hymenoptera; Braconidae
Gene: Nadsyn
Product: glutamine-dependent NAD(+) synthetase
Exons: 5
Coding region: 148-2388 (746 amino acids)
Biological process (GO): NAD+ biosynthetic process
Cellular component (GO): cytoplasm
Molecular function (GO): glutaminase activity; ATP binding; NAD+ synthase (glutamine-hydrolyzing) activity
Source: RefSeq, a predicted model, not a curated record
CCCGUCAAAAACCGAGUAACAACACAACUGCCAUUUAUUUUUUUUACUCAAUUUUUUUCAUUUAGUUAUUGUUAUUGUUUAACUCAAAGUUUAAAAAGAUUUAUUAAAUAAUUACUGACUUGAUAGAAAAUAUUAAGAGCAAUAAAAAUGGGACGUAUUGUGACUGUUGCUGUUUGCACUCUCAAUCAAUGGGCAAUGGAUUUUGAAGGAAAUUUUAAAAAAAUAUUGGAAAGUAUCAAAGAUGCCAAGGCACAAGGUGCAACAUUCAGAAGUGGUCCAGAAUUAGAAAUAACUGGAUAUAAUUGUGAAGAUCAUUUUUUUGAAUCAGAUACAAUUUUACACAGUUGGGAAGUACUUGCAGCUUUAUUAAAAUCAAGUAUAUGUGAAGACAUACUGGUUGAUGUUGGAAUGCCAGUAAUGCAUAGAAAUGUAACAUACAAUUGUCGAGUUGCAUUUUUAAAUAGAAGAAUAGUAUUAAUAAGACCAAAAAUGCAAUUAUGUGAUACACAUAUGUAUCGUGAAAGUAGAUGGUUUUCAGCUUGGACAAAAGAAAAAACAGUUGAAGAUUAUUUAUUACCAGAUAUAAUAACACAAAUAACAAAUCAAAGAUUUGUACAAAUUGGUGAUGCUGUUAUAACAACACGUGAUACAUGUAUUGGUUUUGAAAUAUGUGAAGAAUUAUGGCAUCCAUCAAGUAAUAAUAUACCAAUGUCACUUGAUGGUGUUGAAAUAAUAACAAAUGCAAGUGGUUCAAUAUUUACUGUUAGAAAAUCAUAUAUUAUUGCUGAUUUAAUAAAUGCAGCAACUCAAAAAUGUGGUGGUUGUUAUAUGUAUAAUAAUUAUCGUGGUUGUGAUGGUAGUAGAAUGUAUUUUUCUGGUACAUCAAGUAUAACAUUAAAUGGUAAUAUAUUAAAACGUGGAAAACAAUUUUCAUUAAAAGAUGUUGAAGUUAAUGUUGCAACAUUUGAUUUAGAAGAUAUUAGAACAUAUAGAAAUUCAAUGAGAUCAAGAACCCAUACUGGUGCUAAAUCAAAACCAUAUCCACGUGUUAUUAUUGAUUUUAGUUUAUCAUAUGAUAAUGAUAAUUAUAAGCUAACAACAGAACCAAUUGAUAAUAAUUUAUUUGAUAAUGAAACAAUAUCAUUAACAUCAAAAAAAACAAAUAUUAUAUAUCAUACACCUGAAGAAGAAAUAUCAAUGGCACCAGCAGCAUGGAUGUGGGAUUAUUUACGUAGAUCAUGUCAAGGUGGUUUUUUUUUACCAUUAUCUGGUGGUAUUGAUUCAUCAUCAACAGCAUGUUUAAUAUAUUCAAUGUGUCAAAUGAUUGUUGAUGCUAUUAAUGAUGGUGAUAAACAAGUACUUGCUGAUGUACAAAAAAUUGUUGGUGAUUUUAAUUAUAUACCAAAUGAUCCAAAACAAUUAUGUAAUACAUUAUUAAUAACAUGUUAUAUGGCUACUGAAAAUUCAUCACAAGAUACUAAAAAACGUGCUGCUGAACUUGCUGCUGAUAUUGGAUCAUUUCAUCAUUCAAUUGUUAUUGAUAUUGCUGUUACAGCUGUACUUAAAAUAUUUCAACAAGUUACUAAUUUAGUACCACGUUUUCGUGCACAUGGUGGUUCACCACGUGAAAAUUUAGCAUUACAAAAUGUACAAGCAAGAUUAAGAAUGGUUAUUGCAUAUUUAUUUGCACAAUUAAUGCUUUGGGUACGUGGUAGACCUGGUGGUUUACUUGUACUUGGUUCAAGUAAUGUUGAUGAAGCACUUAGAGGUUAUUUUACAAAAUAUGAUUGUAGUAGUGCUGAUAUUAAUCCAAUUGGUGGUAUAUCUAAAAAUGAUUUAAUUAAAUUUUUACAUUAUUUUUCAAAUAAAAAUAAUUUUAAUUCAUUAAAAAAAAUUCUUGAUGCACCACCAACUGCUGAGUUAGAACCAUUACAAGCUGGUAAAGUUGCACAACUUGAUGAAGUUGAUAUGGGUAUGACAUAUAAUGAAUUAUCAAUUUAUGGUAAAUUACGUAAAAAUAAAUGUGCUGGUCCAUUUACAAUGUUUUGUAAAUUAUUACCACAUUGGAAUCAUUGUACACCAAAAGAAGUUGCUGAUAAAGUUAAACAUUUUUAUCGUUGUUAUGCUAUUAAUAGACAUAAAAUGACUAUUCUUACACCUUCUUGUCAUAUUGAAAAUUAUACACCUGAUGAUAAUAGAACUGAUCAUCGUCAAUUUUUAUAUAAUCAUACAUGGAAAUGGCAAUUUGAUGCUAUUGAUGAACAGGUAAAAAAAAUUAAUGAAGGUGAUACCAAUAAUAUGAAAAACAAAAAAACUGGCCCUGGAAUUCCACCAAAACCUAAACCAAGUAAUUUUUCUAAUACGAAAAUUCCGGGUGUAGUUGUUUGAUCAAAAUAACAUUUGCUAAAUUUUUAUUUUUUUUCUCAUCAACUCAUGCAGCUCCAAGGGAUUAUGGAAAAGUUGCUAGACUGGAUGUCUAAAUGAAAUUAUUAUCAUUCGAAAUAAUAGUAAGAAAGAACC